AUUUUCGCUAUCGCUCUCAUCCAACCGGUUGGCAGCGAUUGGCCCGCUGAGGAUAUUCGUGAAAUCGCCGACUUCGCCAUGGAGGACCAAAACGAGAAGAGAAAGAAAGAGGGUGGCAAUGAACUCCGGCUUAAGGAAGUCAUCAAGUGUAAUGUGAGGGCUGCUUGUCCCCUCAACUAUUACAUAACUUUAAAGGCCGAAGAUGUCGUCACCCUCGAGGUCGAUGAAUAUGAAGCCUUGGUGAUGACUCGUUGCGGAAACCAGAAAGACGAGGUUCAUAUCUUUAGGAAGAAAAACAAACCGACUAUUAAUCCACCAGCGUCCACAGAGCUUGAACCAAGUAAUUCAGAUUGUGCAGUUGAGGACCCAGACAAAAUUUGUGACUCCAGAAGUUGGGACCGAGGGGAGACAAGAAGGAGGAGACAGCGAAGGAGGAGAAGGAGAUCCUGAGUUAUGGUUUCUUUUAGUAGGUUCAUGUUGAUAUCUUAUUUUGGCUUAUUGGACAGUUUGGUUAUAUUGUAUCUGUGGCAUGUUAUCUUUUAAAUGAAGGCUUGUGGUGAAUUCAGGACCUUCUCCUGUUGAUUUUAUGCUAGAACUCUUUUGUAUUGUCGGACUAUUUAAGAAAGAUAAUCGUGUCUAGUUAUGUUGAAUGCUGAAGGGAUGUAAAACCUAUGUUUUUUUUCCAAGUUGUGGUUUUGUUGUUU
Messenger RNA from Asparagus officinalis (garden asparagus), 704 nucleotides. RefSeq lists its product as uncharacterized. NCBI's taxonomy places the organism in Eukaryota, Viridiplantae, Streptophyta, Magnoliopsida, Asparagales, Asparagaceae. The record is from RefSeq and is a predicted model, not a curated record. The transcript has 3 exons. Bases 79 to 450 code for a protein of 123 amino acids.